GAGCAUAUGCGGCCUUGUCAGGCAAGUCUUCUCCAAGUGUGCGGAUCGCAGUCACGGAACUACUCUCAGAAAUUGACUUGAAAAUUCAGAAUUUAAGAUGAAGUUACUCGUUGUGUUGGGCCUUAUUGUGGCCAUCGCUUCAGCCACUCCCAUCGAUCAAGACGACAAAGUUGAGGAAUUGACUGUGGUGUCAAUGCCCGAUAAAGGUGAGCCAGCAGUGGAAGAACGCCAAGUAAUCUCCAAUCUUGCUAAUCUGGUCGGAUCUGCCAACGUCGCCGAUUUGACGGCCAUCAUUCAGCAGCUCGUCAGAGAAGAGCUCAAGAACAUUUUGGCCAAUUUGCAAAAUGCCCAGAAUUUAACGACCACCACUCUCAGCGGUUUGAUCAACGCCGACGAGUCCAACUCCGAGAAGCUCCUGCAGGUGGUUGUCAAACAAGAAGUCGACAAGCAAGCCGAGGCCAAGCCGGUGUACUUUUUGCCUCGUCGCCCGGGUUACUUCCCACCUCAGCACCCGAUGUACUACGGACCGCAACAGGCCGUUCCUUAUUACAACGAAGAACCUUACUUCUAUCGCGGUGGCCCGCAGUGGCGUCGCAUCAACCCAACCGACGAGACUCUCAGCGAUAUGGACGCCCUCGCCGAAUUAGAGUUGCUGCUCAAUGAGAAAGGAGAAAUGUCCAGUGAGGCUCGUGGUCUCAUGUCCAGUCUCUCGUCCACCACCAAUUCGGCCAAGGCUAGUUUCAAAUCGUUCGUCAACAACCUGUCGUCGGCAUUGCCGUCGUUUUCUAUCGUCAGGAAAACUUACUUGGUGCCCGGCUUAGCGAUCAACGGCUAAAUUCGACACGUUUAUUGAAGAGCGCAAGCUUUUCCAGUACAUUUACCGACGUUUUUCCCCAGCUCAGUAUUUAUAUUUGGUUAAUUGACAGGAUUAUCCCCUCAUUGUUCUGUUUUACUUUUUUUAUUAUUACGAUUUAACAUGCUAUUCGAACCUCAAAAUACAAAUUGUUGCACAAAUA
Daphnia pulicaria is the source of this 1016-nucleotide messenger RNA. RefSeq lists its product as uncharacterized. The transcript is spliced from 2 exons. Lineage: Eukaryota; Metazoa; Arthropoda; Branchiopoda; Diplostraca; Daphniidae. Bases 98 to 835 code for a protein of 245 amino acids. The record is from RefSeq and is a predicted model, not a curated record.